Molecule: messenger RNA, 2843 nt
Organism: Mya arenaria
Lineage: Eukaryota; Metazoa; Mollusca; Bivalvia; Myida; Myidae
Product: aconitate hydratase, mitochondrial-like
Exons: 19
Coding region: 35-2377 (780 amino acids)
Biological process (GO): tricarboxylic acid cycle
Cellular component (GO): cytosol; mitochondrion
Molecular function (GO): aconitate hydratase activity; 4 iron, 4 sulfur cluster binding
Source: RefSeq, a predicted model, not a curated record
CUGUUCAUGUGACGUCACUAGUUUGGAGGUGACCAUGGCUUACGUUUUUCGGCAUUCUAAAAGGGCUUUAAAUAGCUUAACAUGCCCUUCAAGAUACAUACACACGUCUCCUGCAGCAGCUCAAAAGGUUGCUAUGAGCAGGUUGGAGCCAGACCAGCACAUUGACUAUGACAGGAUUGCCCAGCGUGUAGACGUGGUCAAGAACCGACUCAGCAGACCUCUCACUCUCUCAGAGAAAAUCCUUUACGGGCAUAUUGAUGACCCGAAAAACCAGGAGAUUGUUCGAGGGGAGAGUUAUCUGCGGCUUCGACCAGACCGGGUUGCCAUGCAGGAUGCAACAGCGCAGAUGGCGCUGCUGCAGUUUAUCUCCAGUGGACUGCCAAGGGUGGCAGUGCCAUCCACUGUACACUGUGACCACUUGAUCGAGGCACAGAUUGGUGGAGAGAAGGAUCUUGCCAGAGCAAAGGAUUUAAACCGUGAAGUAUAUGACUUCCUGUCUUCUGUGAGUGCCAAAUAUGGUUUGGGAUUCUGGCAGCCUGGAAGUGGUAUAAUCCACCAGAUUAUCCUGGAGAAUUAUGCUUUCCCUGGAGCACUCAUUAUUGGUACUGACAGUCACACACCAAAUGGUGGGGGGCUUGGUGGACUGUGUAUUGGAGUAGGUGGGGCAGACGCCGUCGAUGUCAUGGCAGAUAUUCCAUGGGAACUCAAGUGUCCAAAGGUCAUCGGGGUGAACUUGACAGGGAAGAUGAGUGGCUGGACUUCACCCAAGGAUGUGAUCCUAAAGGUGGCGGGCAUCCUGACAGUGAAGGGGGGAACGGGCGCAAUUGUUGAAUACUACGGGCCUGGCGUUGACUCUAUCUCCUGUACAGGAAUGGGUACAAUCUGUAACAUGGGAGCUGAAAUUGGAGCAACAACAUCUGUGUUCCCAUAUAACUAUAGAAUGCAGGACUACCUCAAUGCUACAAACAGAAAAGAUAUUGCCGACUGUGCCAACCAGUAUAAGAACCUUCUGUCAGCGGACAAGGGGGCAAAGUAUGACCAGGUCAUCAACAUCAACCUAGACACACUUGAGCCCAGUGUUAAUGGUCCAUUCACACCAGAUCUAUACCACCCUAUCUCCAGCCUGCGACAGACAGCUAUAGACAAUGAUUGGCCACUUGACAUCAAAGUUGGUCUGAUCGGGAGCUGCACAAACAGUAGUUACGAGGACAUGGGUCGGUCGGCCAGUAUCGCCAAGCAGGCUCUGGCAAAGGGAGUGAAGUCCAAGGCUGCUUUUACCAUUACACCUGGCUCUGAGCAGAUCCGCGCAACCAUCGAGAGGGACGGACAGGCAGCAGCACUUCGAGAAAUUGGAGGUGUAGUGUUAGCCAAUGCUUGCGGUCCAUGCAUCGGCCAGUGGGACAGGAAGGAUGUUAAGAAGGGAGAGAAAAACACAAUUGUCACCUCAUACAAUCGCAACUUUACCGGGCGUAAUGAUGCCAACCCGGCCACCCACGCCUUUGUUACCUCUCCCGAGCUCGUCACUGCCAUGGCCAUUGCUGGAGACCUAGGCUUUAACCCAGAGGUUGAUGAAUUAACUGCUGCCGAUGGUUCCAAGUUCAAGCUUGAGAGCCCAUUUGGUGAUGAGCUGCCUGCAUCAGGGUUUGAUCCUGGCCAGAACACGUUCCAGGCUCCACCAGCAGACGGUAGUGGUGUUUCAGUAAAGGUGGAUCCGUCCAGCAACCGUCUCCAGCUUCUCGAGCCCUUCCAGAAGUAUGAUGGCAAAGACCUCAAGGACAUGCCUAUCCUCAUCAAGGCCAAGGGUAAAUGUACAACUGACCACAUCAGUGCAGCAGGCCAGUGGCUGAAAUAUCGUGGUCAUCUGGACAACAUCGCCAACAAUCUUCUCAUUGGUGCCGUGAAUGCAGAGAAUGGUGAGAUUAACAAUGUAAGAAACCAGCUCACCAAUGAAUUUGGCACAGUACCGGAGACAGGUAGAUACUACAAGUCUAAGAACACACCAUGGGUUGUGAUUGGUGACGAGAACUACGGCGAGGGGAGUAGUCGGGAGCAUGCCGCCCUGGAGCCACGACACCUGGGGGGACGCGCCAUCAUUGUGAAGAGUUUUGCUAGAAUUCAUGAAACGAACCUGAAGAAACAGGGAAUGUUGCCUCUUACAUUUGCUAACCCAGCUGACUAUGACAAGAUCCAGCCCUCUGACAGAAUAUCCCUACUGGGAUUAAAUGAUCUUGCUCCAGGAAAACCUCUGACGUGUGAGAUCAAGCACGCUGAUGGCAAGAAGGAGACAAUACAGCUGAACCACACCUUCAACGAGGGCCAGAUAACGUGGUUCCGUGCUGGCAGUGCACUCAACAGAAUGGCCGAACUCCGCAAAUGAACCAGCAACUAGACAUAGAACAUAUCAAUUGUAGCUAAAUACUUUAAACAGAAGUAGUGUUACUAUACAGAUAUGCGGGGGUGUUUUAAAACCUUUGGAUUAUUUAUGUUCACUUAAAUAUGUGAUACCAAAAGCUAAUGCCAGUUAUAUGUGACAAAUCAAAUGUUUGUACACUAAGAAAUAUAGUGUGUGUUUUUAUAAUGGCAUUUUUUGUGUGCUAUAAUAUAUUUCGAAAUUUUUAACCAGGUUUUAUCUGUAAAAAAACUUAGUGUAAUUCCAGGAAGUACUACUAGUCGGCCACAAUGGAGGGUAGUUGUAAAGAGACACUCCUUUGAUGUGUUUGUUGUGUACAAUUCCCUGCUGUGCUAUGAGAGUGAAUGCAUCUGUGGAUUUUCAAACAUAACAUUUUCGUUUAAAUGUUUGUUGAAUUUCUUUCUAAAUUACUGUGAAUAAAUGUUAAAUUUUU